Messenger RNA from Striga asiatica, 787 nucleotides. The record is from the annotation of a GenBank genome assembly. NCBI's taxonomy places the organism in Eukaryota, Viridiplantae, Streptophyta, Magnoliopsida, Lamiales, Orobanchaceae.
AUGACUUUCUCCUCAAAUGGGAUGUAUAUAGCGACAGCAUCUGAACAGGGAACCAUAAUCAGAGUUCAUUUAAUUUCAGAACCAACUAAGUCAUACAGUUUCCGUAGGGGUUCCUAUCCAUCAACAAUCUUUUCCUUGUCGUUUGGGCCAUCAGAUAAUCUUCCAGAUAUUCUUCUUGCUGCUAGCUCUUCAGGUUCUGUCCAUAUUUUCUCCCUGAGAUUUGAUCUGAAUGAGAGGGGCAGAAAAUCAAAUAGUUUCCUUGGGUCAAUAAUGCCUGGUUCUGUAAGUGAUGUGUUGGAUCCAGCUCAUCAUCUUGUAUUUCAUCAUGCGUCUGCAGUCGGCAUUCGAAGUGAUGCUGUCAUUCGGAAGAUAGAGAAAGCAAGUGGUACUUCAAUGUCCGAACCUGUCGCAUUGAGAGCCACUGUAUCAGUGAUAACAUUUAUGGGGUACUUCCAAGAAUAUUGUUUGAGAAUAAACUACAAAAACGAAGCUACUUGGACAUUGGAGCACGAGUUUAAUCUUCUUACGGCUGUUGCAAAACAUACUGCAAGUUAGAUAAUGUUGCAUUGCAUAUGACGUUCACGGUUGAUCUCAAACUAGGUUCGUUAACUCAGAUGUGUGUGCGUCUGUGUACAUAUCAUUUACUGUAAUGAUGAAUGCUUGACCCACCACUUUGGGGCUUGUGAUUUCUGGUUAUGGAAUAAUAGGGCAGUCCAUUGCUUGAUUAUAUUUGACAUGUGCUGACAACUGCUCUCAAUUUCUAUCCAGUUCCUGCUUCUGCUUCUAU